UUGAUGAAGAUGAAAUUAAAUCUCUGCAAAAUAGUUGAUGGCUGUCGCCUUGGGACAAUGACAAAUCUUGGCAAGAAAGGGGUUCAAUCUAUGGAAAUUCCAGGAUGUCUGCUUUAUACCAAAAUGGGAUCAGCACCACACCUGACGUAUGAUACUCUACAGAAUGUUCAAGGUGUUCCUGUGGUUGCCCAGAUUCCACUUACAACACUAGCAGAUCUUCAGGAGGUCUUGCAGGAAUAUAAACAAGGAAUUGGAAAAUUCAUAGGUAUGCCAGAAUCUAUAUUAUAUUGUUCCCUUCAAGACCCUGCUGUUUGCUCCCCUCACGGCUACAAUAGCAUGAAGACUGUAUCUAUAUGGAACAAUAGAGGACGGAAAGAAUUCACAGCAUCAAAAUUCAUGGACAUGCAAAAGGUUAUUCAGCCAGACUGGUUCCAGUGCCUGUCAGAUGGAGACACUAUUUCAGGAGACAUCUCCAAAAAGAAAGCCAAGAAAUCUGUAGAUCGAUCGCUGUGCUUUUUGGACGAAUGUUUACAGCUGCAAGAAAAUUCUCCAGAAUUGCAACAGAGUUUGAUGAUUGGAGUUAUUGAAGGUGGAGAUGUGUUGGAAGAAAGACUAAGAUCAGCCAGGGAGACUGCCAAAAGACCGGUGGCUGGAUUCCUAUUGGAUAGCUUUCAGGGAAAUACCAUGACUAAGGAGACUAAAUUAGAGCUCUUAUCCUCAGUUACAACUGAGCUGCCAGAAGAUAAACCAAGACUGAUCCAUGGUAUUGGUAAGCCAGAUGAAGUCCUGGAGUGCAUUAAAAGAGGAAUAGAUAUUUUUGAGAGUUGUUUUCCUUAUCAGGUGACAGAACGAUGCUGUGCUUUGUCCUUCAGCUAUGAUUAUCAACUGAAUCCUGAAUCAGCAGUUAUAAAAGAAAAUGGACAAACAGAAGUGAGGAAAGUUGAUAAGGAAACAAAAAAUGAAACAUGCAGUGAAGCUCAAGAAAUGACUUCAUUUGAAAUAUAUCUGAAAGAAAAGAAGUACCAGGAUGAUUUUAAUCCCUUAGUAAAUGGAUGCCCGUGCUAUUGCUGUCAAAACCACACUCGUGCCUAUAUCCAUCACCUCCUCGUGACCAAGGAGCUGCUGGCUUAUGUGCUCCUUAUGACGCAUAACUUUCAGCAUUACUUCAGCUUCUUUUCUUCUGUCCAAAAUGCUUUGAAAGAAGAUAAGUUGGAUCAGUUGAGAAAGAUUAUCAGCAGGCAGGCCCUCUGAGGUCAGAUGUGUAGAAAGCAGCUUCCCCAACCUGGUUUACCCUUCUGGAUCAAGAUUAUGGUGCACGGCUGUUACACAAUAGCUGCGGGGUAGAAGCCCACGAUAGAAGAAGAUCGAUACUUUGCCUGCCAUCUCAUAUCUGAGCAUAACUUUCUUGGUCCCUGUAAAUUUAGGAAAAAUUGGGGUUUUUUCAGAGUCAUUAAUCUUUGAAAAAUAUAAAAAAUAAGGUUAUUUUUAUAGAAAUAUUAACAUGAUUUUUCUGAAUUGUAUUAGUGAUAUUAACUGUUUAUGGACACCUGAACUGCAGUGAGAAGAAAAAAAAAACAUCAGCUAACUUAAGAAUUAGGGAAGGGGGAAAAAACGCCACAUCUCUUUGGGAUACUGACCUACAGCUAUUGUAUAUUAAUUUAUUUUGUUUUUGUUUCUAAUUAUCAGGAAAAAAGCUAGAAAUCUAGGAAAAAAUCAUAGGAAAAAAAAUACUUCCUGUAAUGAGUUGUGCCUCACUUGGACUCUUCUGACAGUUGGAACAUUUUACAAAUGAAUGCAUUCCUUAAAGUUCUCUGUGUUCUUGUUAGCCAGUUUUUUUUUUCUUCUUAUAUUGUCUGUUAGAGAACCUGAUUUUAAUAACAUCAAAGGAUAACUGUUUAUCCCAACUGAAAACAGUGCAGUAAUUAUCAGAGAUCCAUAUGAAUUCGUCAAGAACAAAUCUUAAUAGACUAAUCUUAAGUCAUGUUUUGAUUGGGUAACUUCCUUGAUCGAUUGUGACAAUGCUCUGGACCAGUGUUUCUCAACCUUGGCAACUUUAAGAUAUGUGGACUUCAACUCCCAGAAUUCCCCAGCCAGCCUUGUAUUCCCCAGCCAGUCCAUAUAUCUUAAAGUUGUCAAGGUUGAGAAACACUGCUCUGGACAAUAGAGGCUGACGUCCUUGGCAACAGCUUGCCUCACGAGGUAAGGCUGGAUCCUGUUCUCCUGGCCCUCCAGAAGCUCAUAAGAACUUAGCUGUUCCGCAAGACCUUUUGGAACUGACUGCUGUAGAGCUCCUAGUGCCAGGAAUAUGGUAUUAUUUUUUUACCAUAAUUUUGUAUUUUAUUUCUGUUCUUGUAGGUUACUGUUAUUAUUGUACUGACUGUGGCUGUUGCUUUUGUACACCACUUACAGAGCCUUGACAGAGCCAGUUUGUAAAAUUCAUAAAAGAAAAGCUUUUAACAAA
Candoia aspera is the source of this 2461-nucleotide messenger RNA. It is a transcript of the gene QTRT2, whose product is annotated as queuine tRNA-ribosyltransferase accessory subunit 2. Bases 4 to 1251 code for a protein of 415 amino acids. Gene Ontology annotation, molecular function: tRNA-guanosine(34) queuine transglycosylase activity. NCBI's taxonomy places the organism in Eukaryota, Metazoa, Chordata, Lepidosauria, Squamata, Candoiidae. The record is from RefSeq and is a predicted model, not a curated record. The transcript is spliced from 8 exons.